AUGAGACCGGCCUCGAUCAAGCACAGCGUGAUACGCGGAGACGUUGUUGGCAGACGCCACCUCGAAGACUCCUUCAAUAUAAGUCAGGCCGGUUUGACCCACGUGGAAGUGCCACACCGCGUAACCGGAGAACUUCGACUAGUACCAGUCUCAUGCGCCAUUGAGCUCACAUGGCGCCAACCUCAUUCCAACUCCACACACGAAACUUUGUUUUACGUGGUAUCAAAAGAAACUCUUGACAUAGACAUCCUUCUUGGCUACGACGAUUCGGGUCAAGAGAUUGCAGAAUACACGCCUACUAUCGUCCCUCAGUCCCCAGCUCGGCAACCUUCAACUUUCCAGAACUACAAGCAAGAUUUCCGUCCCCUUGCCCCGACACCACCUCCAGCAUCUUUUCAUCGUUCGGCAGUGACCUAUGACGGCGCAAGUUCCAUCCACCGUCAAGACGACCGAUACAACCCACAUCAUUUGGUAGAGCCCCUCAUCUCCCGGCAGCAGUCUUACGCAAGGGAUAUGGAGGGCCAACACUCUUCACCGGCGCCUACGGUUCUCGACACGCACAUUGAACAUCCACAUCCUCUUCGACCGAACGUUGGCCCCAGCGCGCCGGUUCGAGAUGCAGAUCCUAAGAAAACUACUGAUAGAAUUAGAUUGAGUGUUAUAUGGGACGCGACUACUCUGAACGUAUGGCUAGAUCUCAACGAGUACGGCGAAGACUUCUACCAAGCCUUCCAGCAACAGGCUGCAAAACAGCGCAAGGACAUACUCGAUCGAACCACUAUGAGAAUUCAACUAAAGAAAGACAAAACCCUACCAUAUGAGGAAGCCUACUCGCUUUCUCUUGACGAGGACGAGUUGGAAGCAGAUUGGGAACCGACCUGCGAAUGGUUGAAUGCGAACAAGAGAGACAAAAUGCCGCAUAUCUAUGGGGUGGUUGAGACGGAUGGAGGGUGA
Molecule: messenger RNA, 954 nt
Organism: Alternaria rosae
Lineage: Eukaryota; Fungi; Ascomycota; Dothideomycetes; Pleosporales; Pleosporaceae
Exons: 2
Coding region: 1-954 (317 amino acids)
Source: RefSeq, a predicted model, not a curated record